This is a messenger RNA of Talaromyces proteolyticus, 1136 nucleotides long. RefSeq names its product putative V-ATPase proteolipid subunit Ppa1. Gene Ontology annotation, molecular function: proton-transporting ATPase activity, rotational mechanism. The record is from RefSeq and is a predicted model, not a curated record. Gene Ontology annotation, cellular component: proton-transporting V-type ATPase, V0 domain. Gene Ontology annotation, biological process: proton transmembrane transport. The transcript has 5 exons. NCBI's taxonomy places the organism in Eukaryota, Fungi, Ascomycota, Eurotiomycetes, Eurotiales, Trichocomaceae. Bases 139 to 732 code for a protein of 197 amino acids.
CUCACGUUUACAGCUCAACGGCGCCUUUGAUUCUGCUGCUGCUAGAAAGCUAUUGCCUGGAAGUAUAGCACUGACAAGCCUCAAUUCUUGGACUUUUCCCUUGCAUACGCUUCCGCCGAGCCGCGGUCUCAAGCAAUCAUGGUGCUGUAUCCCGCUGCUGUAACGACCACCGCGCUUGGUGUCGUUGGUGCUUAUCUGUUAUUCCAUGGCGAGGGAGAGAGGUUCAAUGUAGGGGAAUUCCUCGAGAGUGUAUCCCCAUUCACAUGGGCGAAUAUUGGUAUCGCCAUGUGCAUUGGUCUUUCGGUGGUCGGCGCAGCAUGGGGCAUUCUCCUUACCGGUUCGUCGAUCCUAGGUGGAGGUGUCAAGGCGCCGAGAAUCCGCACCAAAAACUUGAUCUCAAUUAUUUUCUGCGAGGUUGUCGCCAUCUACGGUGUAAUCAUGGCUAUUAUAUUUUCCUCCAAGCUAAAUAGUGUCGACGCGGCAAACGUCUACUCUGGAAACAACCUGUACACUGGGUACGCAGUGUUUUGGGGUGGAAUCAUUGUUGGAUCCACGAAUUUGAUCUGCGGCAUUUCUGUUGGCAUCAACGGUAGUGGUGCUGCUCUGGCCGAUGCCGCCGACCCUACACUCUUCGUCAAAAUCCUGGUUGUCGAGAUUUUCAGCUCCGUCCUUGGUCUUUUCGGUCUUAUUAUUGGACUGCUCAUCUCCGGCCGAGCCCUGGAUUUCCAAUGAGCGGCAGUCAAUAAACCAACUCCGAAGCAGGAACCCGCUUCGCUCUAGAGAGCAAUCCAGCUGAAGCUACUUGACUAGGAGAUUCUGCUCCGAGCAUAUAUAUGGAAUGGGCGUAUGGGUUUGAUGAUUUUUGUCCCGCGAGGAUCGCCUUCGCGGCUCGACUUCGCCUGGAUAGGCCAAUGUACAGUUAUUUUAUGGCAUAGCACUAGCUUGCAACGCGUUCGACAUCUUUCACAGCUAUCCGAACGGCACCCUCUACAUCAGAUAUCAGUUUUUGCCAUCAUAUAACCAUACAAUGUGAUGCAUACUUAUAUGUAAACCGAAGUGCAAUAAUAACACGAAGAGUUACUUAAAAUAAAACAUGGUAUCAACUCAAUGUCUUCUAUAUUAUUCAACAGACCUAG